Messenger RNA from Entrophospora sp. SA101, 778 nucleotides. The record is from the annotation of a GenBank genome assembly. Lineage: Eukaryota; Fungi; Glomeromycota; Glomeromycetes; Entrophosporales; Entrophosporaceae.
AUGGAAAGUCAAAAUCAUCAACUCUUUUCUGCUGACAUUAUCGAUUACUCUAAUAUUGAAAAUUCUUAUAAUACUUUCGCGGGUAAUCAUCAGAUUCAACUGGUAUUCAAUAAUAAUGGCCCUUCUAUGUCUGAAAUAGACAAUAAACCGAUUUUAUUGUCGCCAGUCGAAUUGAAUGAUGUUAAUCAUCAUCAAUUUCAGCAACCUCAAUUUUGUUGUCCACCAAUGGGAACUUUAAACUUCUUUGAAGGUCAUCAUAACUCCCAAAUUAUGUUGCCCAACCAAACAAACAGCUCCUCUUCUUCUUCUUGCACUUCUUCACCAAUCAAUGCCCCAACAUCUCUCAUAACCAUAAAUACUUCAAGUAUUAAUAAUGCCAAUGUUGCUCCUAAUAGUAUCUUGAUUCGACAAUUCCCCUCUCCUCCUACGUCUCCAUCAUCCGAAAAACAAUUGUCAGUCGUCGCUCAAUCUCCUGCCAUUAAACACGAGACAAAUAUUGAUGAAGAUUAUGAAAAAGAAAUUGCUGAAGAUGGUACUUACAUUAAACAAGAACAAGAUGAUACCAUUAUUAGUAAUCUUACUAAUGACGACAGCGAUGAUAGUAGUAAUCAUCGCCAUCAACAACAAUUAGACUUUUUAUCCAUCAAUCCUAAACAACGCAACAGAAUUAUUAAAAGAAGAUUUGCACGUGAAAGAUUCGAAAAAAAGCAUGGAUUCUCUAAGCAAAGAAAGCCUUAUAUUCAUGAAUCUCGCCAUGUACAUGCUGUAAGAAGACCUC